AUGUUCUCAGAGUUUAGAAUCAACAGUAACGGCAUCGGUUGUAUUUGUAUGACUAAACAUAAGGAGAGUCGUCAAAGUACUUCGUUGUUUCGUCUUCUGAACUUUGAACUUUUCGUCAAACCAAAUAAGGUCGUAAUAUCUUUUGGGUUAUCUGCAAUAACUGGGUGUGUCGCAUAUCUGGCCUACCUUAAUUUGACUCAUCAGCAUCCUCAGGAUCUUGCAGCAAGUAGCAACAUCAAGAUGCCACUCUACAACACAGUGUUGUAUAUUCCUCCCAUUGAACCCCCAAGAAUCACUGAUUUCGACUCCAGCGCUUCUCACAUUAACGACGAUAGAAUUAAAAUUGCUGAAGUAGAAGCUUGUUUUGGAGAGUUUGAGGCACAACUUUCUAAGUUUUGCCAUUGUAGUCAAUCGAAUGAUGUUCAUACUCAAUGUUGUGUUCCUGGAGCUGGAAAUUUUACACAUCCAGUGAAUGAAAGAUACCUACGUCGUACUGUAGAUGAACAAUUAAGAGAUCUUACACUUGAAGGUGAACGUAAUCGAACACGUGUUGAUCGCGAUCCUCAGAAUAGUAAUUUUGAUCGAAACUCAAUUUCCAUCUUACAUCGACGUGGAAGAUUUGACUCACACAGAGCUCAGGAUUCUGUUACACAAUCCUCAAGCGGAAUAGCUGAGGCAGAAAGCAAAUUAUUAAGUGUUAUUAUUUCCAUUUUGGGAAAUCCACCAACUGAUGCUCAUGUCAGAGAUGUAAAUAUAUAUGUCUUCAGACCAACUGAACCUCAUAGUUUGAACUUUUUCGUUCGACCACUGCCACCAGUUAAAAAGCGUAUCACUUUAAAAACAGCUCUUAAAGCUUUUGGAUUAUUUUGUACAUUCACAGGCAGUGGUCUUUUAGGUUAUAAACUAUUUGUAGCUUUACCAUCAUACAAUGGACCAACAAGAGAUUUGCAAAAUAAACCAAUUGUGAUAACACAACCAUGUUCCAAAAUUUCCCGUGAAUUAGUAUAUAAUUUAGCUAAACAAGGUGCUCAUCUUAUUUUGGCUGAUGAUCAUUGGGAUAGAUGUGAUGAAUUAAAAGAACGUUUAAUACGUAAAUAUGGUGUGAAAUCAGAUAUGAUUGAAUGUCGACGUUUAGAAUUGGAUAGUAUGAUAUCAAUACGUCGUUUUACUGCUAGUCUAUUAACAGAUUAUUCACAAUUAGAUACAGUGAUUAUUCAAUCACCAUCAUGUAUUAGUAAUAUUAUUUCUGGUAAACGUUGUUUAACACAUGAUGGAUUUGAAAAAGAAUUAGGUAUAAAUUAUUUUGCUACUUAUUUAUUAAGUCGUUUAUUAAUCAAUCGAUUAAAUGAGAAUAAUGGACGCCUUAUUUUAGUUGUUGAUACCAAAUCAGCUAAUAUAGAUCAAGAGAAUGUAAUGAAUCUAUCAGAAUCAUCACAAAUUACAAUUCCAUUAGAUAAUAUUAAUUGGGAUAAUGAUAUCAAUUAUACACCAAAGAAUGCAUAUCGUCGUGCACAAUGGUUUCUAUUAAUGUUUGCUGAUGAACUUGCACGUCGUAAUUCAUCAAUUCAAGGUAAUAAAGCAUCAAUUCUAGUUACAAAUCCUGUUGUUACACGAGGUUUAAAUCCUGAAAUGAAUGAGAAAUAUUUGAAUACUGAAGGAAUUUUAAAAUUAAUUUACAUGUUAAUCGAUGCUUGUCCACGUUUAAUUAGUCGUAAAGGAUCAAAUACUAGUUUAUUUUGUACAACUGUUGAUUCUUCUCUUAUUAAUUCAAUAACUGAUCAAUCUAUUGUUCAUUGUGCUCCAAUCUAUCAAGAUUUACGUUUAUUAAUUUCUUCUAAACAUAUGGAUCAAACUAUUGAAAAUAGACGUCAUGCAUCAGAAUUAUUAUGGAGAUUAAGUGAAAAAUGGACUCGAUUAGAUACUCAUCCUAAUCCAUUACCAUUACCUAAUAGACCAUUAAUAAAGAAUAAUAAUAAUGAUAAUAAUAGUAAACUAUUAGAUGGUAAAGUUGAAACUGUCUCAACAAUUCAUGCAUAA
Messenger RNA from Schistosoma guineensis, 2037 nucleotides. The record is from the annotation of a GenBank genome assembly. Lineage: Eukaryota; Metazoa; Platyhelminthes; Trematoda; Strigeidida; Schistosomatidae.